UGCCUGCAUUAAUCUUUAUAAGGAGUUGUUAUAGCUGCUUGAAAUUUGGUGAACGUUUGAAUUGAAACAGCACAUCACCUGAAUGUAAAUAAAAGCGGGUUAUGGUAUUCUGCUGUGCAACUACGAGGCUGGUUAUUUACGGGCCAUAAUGGCUUGUUUACACAACAGAAUCAUUACACGCAAUUUGAUGCUUUAGCGUUUGAUUAUGGAAUUAUAAUCUUCGCUCCUUCAAAUUCUGUCAUGAAUAGUCGAACAAAACAAAAAAAUAUAUUUUUUCCCCCCCGCAUCUUUUGCAUCCUCGCUGAUGACGGAGAUGUGGUCGGCGGUGUUCGGGGUCCUGCUGUGUCUGCAACUGGACGGUGCUGCGGGCCGCAGUGCCCUCGGGGCCGACCAGGUGUCCGAGGCCGACAUCCAGCGACUCCUGCACGGCGUCAUGGAGCAGCUGGGCAUCGCUCGGCCCAGGGUGGAGUAUCCCGCCCACCAGGCCACAAAUAUCGUCGGGCCUCAAAGCAUACAAGGUGGUGCUCAUGAGGGGCUGCAGCACCUUGGUCCCUAUGGCAACAUUCCCAACAUUGUGGCUGAGCUGGCAGGGGACAACGUUCCCAAAGACUUCAGCGAUGAUCACAACUACCCGGAUCCUCCAAACCCUUGUCCUCUGGGAAAGACUGCAGCAGAUGGGUGUUUGGAAAACGCCCCGGACACGGCCGACUUCAGCCGGGAGUUCCAAAAGCACAGACACCUUUAUGGCUCCGGGAAUGAGUACCCUGCUUUGAUGAAGUGGAACAAGGAGCGUUUGUACCAAAAGCUGAAGGGAGGACCGCAAAGAAGAAAAAGGAGUCUCAACCCAUACUUGAUGGGCCAGAGGCUGGACAACGUGGUCGCCAAGAAAUCUGUUCCCAAUUUCUACGAGGAAGAGGAGGGCGAGGCAUCAACCGUCUCUGCAACAAAUUAAAACUUAACAAUCCCAGAAGAAGAAAGUCGCUCUGUAUUUUAAAAUUAAUUAUAUGAAAGCAAUGCUGAGAUUCAUUCUACACUAUAUCACCAAACUGUUAUUUGUUCGUGACAUUUAUGGGGACGAACUUUGAAAGAAAUCAUUUCUAAUUCCACUUGAAUAUCAGAAUUUGUGAAUUUUAAUAAGUCAGUGUCUUUUAGUUUGAUAUCAAGCUAGUUUAGAUGAUUAAAUAUGACUACUGAAAACGUGUAGCUGUUGAUACCCUUGAAUGCUUAUGGUGAAAAUUUCAGAUGCUAUUUUAUUCAGAUGACUUUUAAAAAGACUAUAUAGAGAUUAAAAUACUGUAAUGUUUCAUUUUUGUACUAUAAAUCUUGACCUGUCAUCAAUAAUCAGAAUCAUGUCCUAUCCACGCACACAGUUUUGCCCCUGUUGUACACUUAUCAGUGUAACUUUGAAGUGGAGGUGAAUCCUUUUUGCUGUAGCAUGUGAAAAAAUAACUGUGCUUCUCCAAUGAAACUAUUAAUCAAUGAUUUGAUCCUUUGGUUUUCUUGUAAAAUUAAUUAAAAUAUCCGCAUUGACA
Molecule: messenger RNA, 1532 nt
Organism: Phyllopteryx taeniolatus (common seadragon)
Lineage: Eukaryota; Metazoa; Chordata; Actinopteri; Syngnathiformes; Syngnathidae
Product: neuroendocrine protein 7B2
Exons: 5
Coding region: 305-952 (215 amino acids)
Biological process (GO): regulation of hormone secretion; neuropeptide signaling pathway
Cellular component (GO): secretory granule
Molecular function (GO): enzyme regulator activity
Source: RefSeq, a predicted model, not a curated record